GCAAAAUGUAUGUGGCCGAUCUUUCUUCUAAAUAAACUAGCUCGUGUGUAGCUACAUCCUGAAUGCAUAGCAAAAACAAAUACUUCAGUUACUAUUACGACAGUACUGCUGGUGAUUCCGCUGCCGUCGUGCAUAUCGUCUUGCCAGUUGAAAAAUGCCGUCCAACUGGAAAGGAUCCUGGACGUUUGCUGUAGCCGCAGUAGCGACCUUGUUUAUGCUGGAUGCUGUUGGUUUUGCACAGGCGAAGAACUUCGAAGAUGUUCGCUGCAAGUGCAUCUGCCCGCCAUACAGAAACAUCACCGGCCAUAUAUAUAACAGAAAUGUCUCUCAGAAGGAUUGUAACUGCCUCCAUGUAGUGGAGCCCAUGCCGGUGCCUGGCCAUGAUGUGGAAGCUUACUGUCUCUUGUGUGAGUGCAAGUAUGAGGAACGGAGUAGCAACACCAUCAAGGUAACCAUCAUCAUUUACCUGUCUGUUGUGGGUGCACUGCUGCUCUACAUGCUGUUCCUGCUACUGGUAGAUCCUCUUAUUCGCAAACAUGACCCCUAUACCCAGCCACUACACAAUGAGGAGGACUCUGAGGAGAUGCGUCCGCAGGUGGACAACGCCCAGGCCAGAGGAAACACAGUGCUGGAGCGGGUUGAGGGAGCGCAGCAGCGCUGGAAAAAGCAGGUCCAGGAACAGCGCAAGACUGUUUUUGACCGCCACAAGAUGCUUAGUUAAACCCUACAGCUGACCUCAAACCAGGUUUAGAGUAGGAAACUUCACUGGGAUCAGCCCUAUUAUACAAUCACCAGCUCGAUCAUUACUAACUUCUUUGUCAUUGCUGUGCACUGCACCCUCUGAAUAAGUAUUUCCUCACUCAGAAACAUUUAAACACACAAGCAGAUAUUUUCUAUUAUAUGUAACACUUAAGGCUCAGUUGCAGUUGUGAAAAAAACUGCAUGUUUUCGCACUCUUAACAGCUAGAAAUGAUCUCGAUCACUUCAACAAGUUGCAAUGCAACAGAUUUUGAAUUUCUUGAUAAAGUAAGAAUAUUUUUCGUCUGUUUAGCCAGACUGUGAAUAGCUUUUAAGCUUCCUCGUGAUAACUUUUCAUGUUGUAUACUUGCUAAUUUGGUAUGAUAUUAAGCUGUUUUUCUUAUAGCAUAAUUUACCUCAGAACAGGUAAACUUUAUGUAAUGUGAAUGGUCAAUUUAGCUAUUUGGGUAGAAAGAACACCUUACCUGUGCUACUGACAAGCAUUGCACUUUUCCCAGUUUAGGUCUAAUAAUAAUUUAUUUAUAAUUAUUAUUAUUACUAUAAUUUAUUUGUCCCCCUUUGCUGUGCAUAGUGACCUGGGCAUAUUUAGUAUCAACAGAUUUGGCCGUUGAAUUUUAAAUCGUUGAAAUUGCUACCCUCUAAGAUGGCCCCAAUAUGUGCCUUUUUCUUUUUCUCUCUGUGUGCGUGAAUGUGUUACAGCAAACCCCAGUGCAAAACUUGGCUCUAAAAUGUUAGUUAUUCACAUCUUUAAGAAAACUUAAAAGAUGGGAAGGUGUGCCAAUACAUUUUGGUUGGUAUAUCAUCCUCCACAGUAGCAGCUGUAUAAACUAAAUAUUUUAUCUUGAAUUUACCAGUGGAACCUGAUUGGUAAACAGUUUGUUCAACAAGGGAGACGCACGGCCACAUUUUUGUCCUGUGUUUUGCAGUCGAGUUUGAUGGAAUAUAAUUUCCCUUGAGAGAGAGAGAGAGAAAUGGAGAACAGGGCAUUUAACAGAGCUUCAAAGCCAUCCUCAGUCGAAUCAAAUCUCUGCCACUGGAGAUUGUCCUAAAUCAGUAAAUCUGCAGAUAAUGCAGUUAAGUGUGGCAGAAUCACGGUGCCUCAUGGCUUUGAAUGGUCCUCCGGCAUCAUUAUGUGUCAGUGAAUUCCCCGUUGUGCUACUGAAACUCCCUGUUGGGGAAUUUUUAAUACAACAAGGAAAGGCACACUGACUCACAUUACCUCAUGCACAAUGUGAACUACUGAUGUUAAUUUGUCUCAAAUGGUUUGUUUUAUCACUGAAGUGUUUUUGAUUGAUUUACAUAUAAUUUCAUAUCACUGGUAUCAGUGUAUUUAUAUAGUUAUCUCCAGCCUAACUGGAAGAUGGCACUCCUCAUGUCUGUACAUUUUGCUUGAUGUGAAAUAAAAUAAAAAAAAUACUUACUUAAUUGUAA
Molecule: messenger RNA, 2190 nt
Organism: Micropterus dolomieu (smallmouth bass)
Lineage: Eukaryota; Metazoa; Chordata; Actinopteri; Centrarchiformes; Centrarchidae
Gene: tmem9
Product: transmembrane protein 9
Exons: 6
Coding region: 155-721 (188 amino acids)
Cellular component (GO): lysosomal membrane
Source: RefSeq, a predicted model, not a curated record